CAGCUCCCGCUCCGCUCCGCUCUACUCUCCUCCCCGCCCUGCCCCUCUGGACUGGCUGGGCUGGGCUGGGCUGGUAGAAUGCGCCGCAGCCACACGCAGGGGCAAGGGCAGAACGGAGGGAGCUGAGGGAGGCCCUGAACAGAGGCCCGGCAGCGCCGGAGCUGGCGGGAGUCAGACCCAAAGGUAAAGAAUAGCCAGACCCCUGGCUCCCCAGUCCCUAGGGUGAGCAUAUUGUGGGAAGGGAGACAGGCUAGGUUUCUAAGAAGGUGGAAGGAACUUAAACUGGAGCUAGGAAUCAAGAGAUCCUUAUUUCCUGGUGAGGAGGAUGAAUGAAGCGACAGAGGGAAGGAAUAGAAAAGUGAAGGGAUCUUGGUCCCCUAGUCUCUGGGGUGGAACCCUCCUGGGCUUCUAAGGAAGAAUAAGCCUCCUGGACUGCUUUUAGGGUGGAGCUGGAUGGAAUGGAAGGAACAGGGUGUUGGGAUGGGAUUGGAAUGGGGGAAUUCUCCGUCUAGGUAUUGGGAGCAAUUGGGUGUUUGGGCUGGGGAGCUUUUUAGAGUCUGAGACACAGAAGCCAUCAUGGGUUGGCGAAGACUGUGAGAAAUAUGAGGCUGUUUGCCUGGGGCCUGCUGGGGCCCUCUCUGGAGGCCAUCCCUGCACCCCAAAGGCCUCCAUGGCUCCCUUGUGGCUCCCUUAUAGCUCCAGUGGCUGCCCCUUCUCUGGACCAGGUCAUGCGCUGCCCCAAGUUCCUUCUGUGCCUGUCAGCUCUGCUAACGCUCCUGGGCCUCAAAGUGUACAUCGAGUGGACGUCUGAGUCCCGGCUCAGCAAGGCCUACCCUGGCCCCAGGGGCACACUGCCAGGCCCCACACCAGCCAGCCUAGAGCCUACCCUUCCCGCCAACCUCUCAGCCCGCCUUGGCCAGACUGUUCCACUGCCCUUGACUUACUGGAACCAGCAGCAGUGGCGGCUGGGGACCCUGCCCACUGGGGACAGCACUGAGGCAAGGGACUGCCAGGCUUGGGGGACUGCUGCCGCUGCAGAGAUUCCUGACUUUGCCUCCUACCCUGAGGACCUCCGCCGCUUCCUGCUGUCAGCAGCCUGUAGGAGUUUCCCACGGUGGUUGCCCAGAGCUGGUGGUGGCCAAGUGGCCAGCUGCUCGGAUACCAAUGUCCCCUAUCUGCUGUUGGCUGUCAAGUCAGAACCAGGGCGCUUUGUGGAACGACAGGCUGUGAGGGAGACAUGGGGCAGUCCAGCUCCUGGAAUCAGGCUGCUCUUCCUGGUGGGGUCCCCAGUGGGUGAAGCGGGGCCUAACUUAAGCUCCCUGGUGGCCUGGGAGAGCCGUCGCUACAGUGACCUGUUACUCUGGGACUUCCUUGACGUCCCCUUCAACAGGACGCUCAAAGACCUCCUGCUGCUGGCCUGGCUGGGCCACCACUGUCCUGAUGUGACUUUUGUCCUCCAAGUUCAAGACGAUGCCUUUGUGCAUACCCCUGCCCUGCUGGAUCACCUGCGGGGCCUGCCGCCUACCUGGGCUCAAAGCCUGUACCUGGGUGAGGUCUUUACACAGGCCACACCCCUCCGGAAACCUGGAGGACCCUUCUACGUGCCUGGAUCCUUCUUUGAAGGUAGCUACCCAGCCUACGCAAGUGGAGGUGGUUAUGUUAUUUCGGGACGCCUGGCACCCUGGCUGCUGCAGGCAGCAGCCCAUGUGGCACCCUUCCCCUUCGAUGACGUCUACACUGGCCUGUGCUUCCGUGCCCUGGGCCUGGUGCCUCGUGCCCACCCAGGCUUCCUCACGGCCUGGCCAGCAGAUCGCACCACAGACCGCUGUGCUGUCCGAGACCUGCUGCUGUUACGGCCCCUUGGCCCCCAGGACAGCAUUCGGCUCUGGAAGCAGCUACAGGACCCACAGUUGCAGUGCUGAGCUUCAGUGGGGGGAUGGAACAGCUGGCCUGCUCCGGGCCUCUGAUGCCUCCACCCUGCCUAGCACCUCCCUCUAGGCCUUCAUCUGAGGGAGGAGUACUAGAACCUGGACUGUGUGAGCCACUCUUGGGCCUCCCCAGCCAGACAGGAUGAGGCCAUGAACAGUUUUGUCUACUCCUUGUUUUCUGAAAAACAUGCAAUGCCCACUCUGAGACCUGGAGUUGUAUUUGCAUCUAUGGGGCCCCAAGUGGUAGAGAGCAGAGCUCAGCCACACCCUGACCUUCACACUAGACACUUCCCCGAUCCUGGGCAGGGCUAGCUCUGAUGGCCUUCUGGUCCCUCUGCUGGACACCAGAUUUGCCCCAUUUUGUGGGAAACCAGGAGACCAUCUCUGCAGGACCCCCACCCCCUCUGUCUGAAGCUGACCUGCCAGUUGCG
Nycticebus coucang (slow loris) is the source of this 2359-nucleotide messenger RNA. RefSeq names its product UDP-GlcNAc:betaGal beta-1,3-N-acetylglucosaminyltransferase 8 (gene B3GNT8). Gene Ontology annotation, molecular function: protein N-acetylglucosaminyltransferase activity. The record is from RefSeq and is a predicted model, not a curated record. Gene Ontology annotation, cellular component: membrane. Bases 603 to 1922 code for a protein of 439 amino acids. The transcript has a single exon. Lineage: Eukaryota; Metazoa; Chordata; Mammalia; Primates; Lorisidae.